AUGACCAAUCACCGACUUUUCGAGCACAGGGCAAAGUCCAGCACUCCCGACGGGCACCUGCUCCUUGGGCGGCGGUACCAUGCAAAGGGCGCAUGCGACGACUUGAAGCCUACUGUACUUGCACACACGCACACAGCCCAACCAUUGAUCCCCCUUGUCAUUGAUUGUAUCCUCGCCAGCAGUGUGCGUGGCGGUGGUGUCUGGCUUUCGGAGCUCGAGCAAAAAAAGAAAAGAGCGCCUACCUACCCAGGACGCAUCCAAGAGGGACGUGGACGGCUGUGGGAACAUUGGAAGGCAUUCAGCCCUACGGACCGCGCCCCCGCGUUCACUGGCCGCCUCCUGGCAAGCCUCCUGGCAGCCUCGCCCCGUCCAACAUCCACCCACCCACCAGCCGCAUCGCCUUCAUUGACCCAGUGUGCUGCCACACCCACUGCUGCACAUAUUCUCACCACCCUCUACUAUCUACUACCUGCCAUCUAUCACCUACCACCUACCCAACCACUACCACUACUACCACCACCACCACCACCACUACGGACACAACCCACCCGUCAGCCAUUGGCGUCACACCCUCGCAAGGGUGCCAGUGAGUGGCGGCCUCUUGUUAUUCCCCUUGGCUCUCCUCCGGCCGUCGCUGGCACGGCCAUGUCGCCUGCGAGUUCAACCCCGAGAAUUCGGGUAUAUGACUCUCAUCGCUACGCGCUGCCACACCACCACCGGCCCUCGAGCCCCAGUCCAGCGGUCGCCAUGGCUAUUCCUAGAGCGCGAGAAGAGGUUCCACCGCCCUUGCCUCCUCCACGUCACGUCGACCUUCGAGGCGGCCAGGAUCCUGGCUGGCAGUGGGGUAACACAAACAGUCCGAGGGAUACUGGCUUUGGCGGCAACCGGCUGGCAGCCGUCAGGCCUGGCUCGAGCUUGUUGGGCGGUGGGCCCAGCAGCAAUCAACCGCGCCCGCGGGAACCAUCGGUCGACUACAUCUUCUGUCAUGACCGCAAACCCUCCAUCUCUCGGUCCCACGACGACAUGAGCUCCGAGAACAGCGGGGAUCACAACAGUGACGAGGACCGCGCCGUCAAGUCUCGGUCAUCGCUCCGUGACCACAGAUUCACCAGCGAGCGACAGCUUGGCCAAAAGGCACUGCAGAAUUCAUCCCACGCGUACGACAAGCAGCUCCUCUCCAAGAUCGGCGGCCCCAACACACCCACGAGAACUACCGCCCCUCCUCUCUCCACUAGCAGCCAAGACUCAGCCUCUGACCCCCACGCUCCGCUGCAUAAACUGAACGGGCAAUUGAAGCCAUUGUCGGUGCCUGAUCGACGACAUCCAAGCAUCGACUCGCCCGGUCCAAAGUGGCCGCCCUCUGGGGCCAUAUCGCCUGGCUAUAACGGCUUUCGCAGCCCCGUUUUUGACGCUAGCUCGCUAGACUCACACAGGCCACGAUUCGGCAGCAUCUCCACACCGGGGCCUCUUGACGACGUUUCCUCCCAACACCGUGGCAGUUACGAUCACAGCAUAUUUACCGAGCCCGAAUUUGCCAUGGAAGAAAAUGGCCUUCGCGAAUUGAACAUCAACGAUCGCAGCCCUGCCGAUGCAGACGACUAUUACCUGGGCUCCAAGGGUGGCCUGAAACGGCGCGCCUCAUCACCUCCCUCGGAAGCCGCGCGCGAGGAUCGCCCGACCACCAGUGGUCACACUGACUUGUAUCACCGCCGCUCACAGCAGAUGCUAGUCAACCGCAACUGUACAGCUUCGCGCUUUCAGUCAGGACCAGGCUCUGUAUCGUCGAAUGGCUCUCUGGGUCCGCGCACUGGCUCCAUUGGCUCCUCACUUGGUUUUUCUACAGCUGCAAGUAGCCUGACAAGCUAUGGCGGAGAUCAGCGUCUCUCACCCAAUGCCUUAUCCCCCUUGGGCGAAACAGAUUCAGGGCCUGUCUCACCGUAUGCAGCUAGCAGGUCGUUGGAACCCAGUCCCCGCGGCUCUUUAUCGCGGCCGCCCCAUCAGCGAGGCUUUUCGGAGACCGAACAGCCUCAAAUUCGGAAAUUGUCAACAGAAAGCAUGCUGCAUUCACGACAGAAUUCCAUAGCAAACCGCAUACCAGGCGCCUAUAUUUGCGAAUGCUGUCCCAAGAAGCCAAAGAAAUUUGACAGUGAGGAAGAGUUACGUCUGCACGAAUUAGAAAAGCAGUACAUCUGUCAGUACUGUCCCAAUCGGUUCAAGAACAAGAAUGAAGCCGAGCGUCACCAAAAUUCGCUCCAUCUGCGCAGACAUUCGUGGUCGUGCGCAACACUUGCUGGUGUUCAAGCCGCUUUUCAUCCAUCGCCCACUCGACCAGCCGCGGCAGAUGUGUGUGGGUACUGUGGUGAAGAAUUUCCCAAUCCUGCUGAUUGGGAAGCACGGUCUGAGCAUUUGAAUCACGUGCACAAGUUCGGCGAAUGCAACCAGGCCAAGAAAUUCUUCCGCGCCGACCACUUUCGCCAGCACCUGAAGCACAGUCAUGCUGGGACAAGUGGAAAGUGGACAAACAUGUUGGAAAACGCCUGCAUGAGAGAUGAGCCGCCACCAACUCCAAUAGAUCGUGUUGGCUCCAUAAGUUUGAUGACUGGUCCCCCGAGUGGGCCUCUCGCACCCAAACCGGGUGUCAUUAACGAAGUACACAACGAAUCAUGA
This is a messenger RNA of Plenodomus lingam JN3, 2667 nucleotides long. The record is from RefSeq and is a predicted model, not a curated record. Lineage: Eukaryota; Fungi; Ascomycota; Dothideomycetes; Pleosporales; Leptosphaeriaceae.